Molecule: messenger RNA, 1174 nt
Organism: Zingiber officinale
Lineage: Eukaryota; Viridiplantae; Streptophyta; Magnoliopsida; Zingiberales; Zingiberaceae
Exons: 1
Coding region: 58-1014 (318 amino acids)
Source: RefSeq, a predicted model, not a curated record
ACCGAAGAUAAAGGAACCAGACGAAGGAAAGGGGCGAAGUGGUUGAAGAAGCUACUGAUGGAUCUACAGCUGGAAGAGCUGCAAUCCUUGUCGGCGGCGGACGUGCUCCGGGAAUCGGUGGCGGUACCGCGCGCCGCCCCGCGCACCUUCGCCGCCCUCACCCUUGCCCUCGUCUUCCCCUUCUCCUUCGCGGUCCUCGCUCACUCCCUCUUCACCCACCCCCUCCUCCUCCACCUCCGCCACAACCCCUCCUCCGCCGCCGCCGACUGGAUCCUCCUCCUCCUAUACCUCUUCCUCUAUCUCCUCUUCCUCUUCACCUUCUCUCUGCUCUCCACCGCUGCAGUCGUCUUCACCGUCGCCUCCCUCUACGCUGCCAAGCCCGUUUCCUUCGCCUCCUCCCUCUCCGCCGUCCGCCCCAUCUUCCCUCGCCUCUUCCGCACCUUCCUAUGGGUCGCCCUCCUCAUGCUCGUCUACAAUCUCGCACUCGUCCUCGCCCUCCUCCCUCUUCUCCUCGCUCCCUCAUCCCCCCUGGUUAUCAUCCUCAUCGCCCUCGUCCUCCUCGUAUUCCUCGCCGCCCACGUCUACAUCUCCGCACUGUGGCACCUCGCCAGCGUCGUCUCCGUCCUCGAGCCCCUCUGCGGCCUCGCGGCUAUGGCCAAGAGCCGCGACCUCCUCCGCGGCCGUGUCCGCAUGGCGGCCGUCCUUGUCGUCGCCUACCUCACCGCGUGUGGUCUGGUCGGAAUUAUCUUCCGUGCUGUCGUUGUGAAGGGCCCCCGCGAGGAGGGCAGCCUUGGCGUCACUAGCGUCUCCACCAAGGUUCUUAUCGGCGGCGCCCUUGUGGCCGUGCUUGUUGUUGUGAACCUCGUCGGCCUGCUCGUGCAGAGCGUCUUCUACUAUGUCUGCAAGAGUUACCACCACCAGCAGAUCGACAAGAGUGCCCUGUAUGACCACUUGGGCGAGUAUCUCGGUGAGUACGUGCCGCUCAAAAGCUCCAUCCAAUUGGAAAACCUGUGAAAACCAGAUGAGUUGCUAUGUACUUUCAAUCUUCAUCUUUCUCAUUCCAUCGUUUUGCCUGUUCUCACUCUUGAAAAAUAAUGUAGAGACAUGGUAUUCCUGAUAAUGUAACUAUUGGGUUGCUAUUUAACUUCUAGCUGUAAAUUUCUUAUCGUCCAUA